AUGUCUCUCCCCAGUGGGAGUGUUCCCAUCCCUUCUGUACCGGUACCUGCUCCACAAGAGGAAUCUCAAUCCAAGCGAAGUAGGAUGAUGCAAAGCUCGUUGGAGCUGGUGUUCUCAUACUCACGACAUCAACAACUUCGAUAUGGGGGAUCGGCACCGUCGUUCAUCGAAUCAUCAUCUUCCAAAUCACCUUCAACUGAUCAAAGAGGGAGUGGACAAUCGGGAGAAGAAGAAGAGAUAGAGGAGCGGGACGUAUCCGGAAGGUGGGCAGAUAUAGAAUCUGCAGCUGGAAGAGGAAGGCGACAAUCUGGAAUAUCACCAAUCGGUAGAGAUGAAGAUCCAGAAAUAAUAUUUGAAGAAGAAGAAGAAGAAAUACAACCGGCGUCACAUCAUUAUAGAACAGCAUCGGAUGAACCUUCAUUCUUCCAUUCCGAUCCACUUCCAGCCUCCAGAGCAAACGAUACAUCCCCCAUGCCUUCGAGUCAAGCUAGUCCGGUUAUACCCCCUUCGAUCGGAGGAAAGGGUUUGAUCUCAAUCAACAUGUUCUCGCCAAGAGUGACGUCGUCGAAUUUGAGCACGUCGUACGGGACUAGAUCAAGUGGGAGUCAAACACCUCUCCCUGGGAGAAUACCGAGAGAUUUCAAUGCUAGUGGAAUCAGUCGGGCAGAAGAUGUUGAUACCGAUGAGAGAACCGGUUUGGUGAAAGGUACAGAUACUGGGUACGGCGCACUCAGUGAUCGAGAUGAAGAAGGGAAUGUUAGGGUUAGACAGAAGCAUAAAUAUCCUCAAGGCCAGAGUACCGAUGGUCAGACUCUGUUCAACGCUACGGCUGUGCUGGUUGGAAUAGGGCUACUAUCGAUGCCGCUAGCAUUCGCAUACGCUGGAUGGGUAGGAGGGACAGUCAUGCUGUUAGGUUUUGGAUGGCUGACCUGUUACACCGCCAAGCUGCUUGCGCAUCUGAUUAGAUCAGAUCCAAGCUUGAUGGGAUACACAGAUAUUGGCGUGAGGGCACUGGGACCAUGGGCAGGUGGUGGAAUACAUGUUCUCUUUUGCAUGGAGUUGUUCGCUUUAGGUGUCGCAUUGAUCGUUCUGUUUGGAGACACACUGAACGCUUUAUACCCAAACAUCUCGUCAAACACCUGGAAAGAAAUUGGGUUUAUCUUCAUCCUACCAACAGCUCUUAUGCCACUUCGUCUCUUAUCCCUCCCCUCGCUCCUCUCAUCAGUGUCCUCACUCCUCCUAAUUCUCGUGCUGCUGAUCGACGGUCUGAUCCGUCCCAUCGCACCCGGUUCAUUACGCAAUCCCAUGCCGACGUCUCUAUGGCCAGAGUGGGGCGGAUCCAACUGGCUAGGUGGAAUAGGACUGGUGUUAGCUGGAUUUGGUGGACACGCUGUGAUGCCUAGUCUGGCUAGGGAUAUGAAAAGGCCUGAAUCGUUUGAUAGAGUCGUUAACAAAGCUUUUACAAUUGCCACGGCUAUCUCGUUUAUAGCUGGAGCUGCGGGAUAUCUGAUGAUAGGGCAGACUGUUUCGGAUGAAAUCACUCGAGAUCUGAUGCAGGAUAAAUACCACUAUCCCCAUUUGCUUAAUCUCUUCGCUUUGUGGAUGAUUGUCAUCAAUCCUCUAACGAAGUUCGGCUUGAGUUCUAGACCGCUCAAUAUCACUCUGGAGAGUAUCCUUGGCAUAUCACCUACCACCGGAAUACACAUCGAGGACGAAUCGACUUUUCAUACUUCUGAAGCAGAUGAAAGUGAUCCUCUCGGUUCAGGUACCAAGUCGGAUCGAGGAGAAAGAAGGUUAUCUUCCAUGUCCAUCGCAAGAUCUCGUGCAAGAAGAGAAUCAAGGGGGAUGGGAGAAUCAGAUUGGUCGUAUAGAUCAUUCCCUAGGAGACCAAGUGAAAUUGCACCGAUCAAGACCUCUUCUCCAAGUGAAGAGAGGAGAAACACUGUGUUACGAGUCAUGUCGAGGACUGUAGUUACAGCUCUGUGCGUAGUUACUGCCGUUCUCUUACCUGGGUUUGGAAGGGUCAUGGCUUUCUUAGGAAGUUUCUCGGCUUUCCUGAUCUGUAUAAUUCUUCCACUGCUGUUCUACAUUCGCUUGGCCCCUCGUUUAGACCCCAGUACGGAGUCAACACCAUCCGCUAGAUGGCACCGAACGGCGCAUUGGAUAAUGGUUGGAGUAUGUACAGUGUUUAUGAUAGCUGGGACUGUGUGGGCAUUCCUCCCUGGAAGUGGACAUGGCGAGCUUGAUCCAUAG
Kwoniella shivajii is the source of this 2253-nucleotide messenger RNA. RefSeq lists its product as uncharacterized. Gene Ontology annotation, biological process: amino acid transmembrane transport; proline transport. Gene Ontology annotation, cellular component: fungal-type vacuole membrane. NCBI's taxonomy places the organism in Eukaryota, Fungi, Basidiomycota, Tremellomycetes, Tremellales, Cryptococcaceae. The transcript has 11 exons. The coding region runs from base 1 to 2253 and encodes 750 amino acids. Gene Ontology annotation, molecular function: L-glutamine transmembrane transporter activity. The record is from RefSeq and is a predicted model, not a curated record.